CUUGUGUCUCCAUGCUUUGUAUUUGAGUUACUCUUGUUUCGUGAGAGAGAGAAAAGAUGUUUGCUUGUUUCUGUCUACUGUUCCUGUUCUUCAUUGAACGCCGGUUCUAUGGAGAAUCAACACCAUUUGGUAAGAAGUCGCAUAAGACGGCUGAGAUAUUGGGUUACCUGAACUCUCAGCAGGCGUUGGCUGAUUAUGCAAUCGUGAUUAGAAGCUUUAAGCAGAAUCUAUCAUCCGAGGCAUCACCUGUGGUUGUAUUUGGUGGCUCUUAUGGUGGAAACAGUUCUUGGCGCUUGCAGCGUGGUUCAGGCUCAAGUAUCCCCACAUAGCAAUCGGAGCAUUAGCAUCCUCUGCUCCAAUUCUUCAAUUCGAUAAUUGUGCCAUUAACAAGCUUCUAUGAUGCAAUUUCUCAGGAUUUUAAGGUGUUGUUACAAAAGUGAUGUUACAAUGAACUAAUUGUGAAUUAUUUACAAGCAGGAUGCGAGUGUCAACCGUUUCAAAGUCAUAAAGAGAAGCUGGGAAGAGCUAGAAGCAGUUUCCAACAUGAAGCAUGGCUUGCCAGAAGUCAGCAAAAAGUUGAAGACUUUCUUUUAGAUAGCAGAACACAAGAUAUGUAUGUUAUGAAACUAUAAAUAACAUAAUGUUAUGUCACUGAGUGGAAACAGGCGUGUACAGAGAUGGUGAUGACAAUAAGCUGCUCAAACGAGAGCAUGUUCCCACCGUACGAAAAUGACUUUGAGGCAAUUGAAGAACAGUUCAUGAGUAGAUGCGGAGUCAAGCCUACAUUGGAUCACCACAGAGUUUGGCGGGAAGAGAAUAGAGUCAGUGUUGAAGAGGUUUGGAAGGAACAUUAUAUUCUCCAAUGGAAUGCAGGAUCCCUAGAGCCGUGGAGGGGUACUGAAGAAUAUUUCGAGCUUGUGACCAAGAAAGGUGCGCACCAUGCGGAUCUCAGGGCAGCUACCAAAAGGCGAUCCGGAGUGGCUGAAAGAGCAGAGGAAGCAAGAGGUGGCCAUUAUAGAAAAGUGGAUCAGUGAGUAUUACAGAGAUUUGGAAGAAGAAGAAGACUAAGGUUAAGAAGACCAAUAGAAAGCCAAAAGUUCAUUGCACAAGAUUAGCAAACAAAGACUUUGUGUGUGUUUGUCAUGUAGUUUGAGAUUCAGUUUCAGAGUAAAAAAUCAAAAAUUGAUGUUUAUGAAACUAAACAAUUGUGAAGUUUUGAGCGAAAGAUA
Molecule: messenger RNA, 1229 nt
Organism: Brassica oleracea var. oleracea
Lineage: Eukaryota; Viridiplantae; Streptophyta; Magnoliopsida; Brassicales; Brassicaceae
Exons: 6
Coding region: 678-1034 (118 amino acids)
Source: RefSeq, a predicted model, not a curated record